This is a messenger RNA of Polistes canadensis, 6035 nucleotides long. RefSeq lists its product as uncharacterized. The record is from RefSeq and is a predicted model, not a curated record. Gene Ontology annotation, biological process: proteasome-mediated ubiquitin-dependent protein catabolic process; protein linear polyubiquitination. The transcript has 10 exons. Bases 719 to 5800 code for a protein of 1693 amino acids. Gene Ontology annotation, molecular function: ubiquitin-protein transferase activity; ubiquitin binding. Gene Ontology annotation, cellular component: LUBAC complex. NCBI's taxonomy places the organism in Eukaryota, Metazoa, Arthropoda, Insecta, Hymenoptera, Vespidae.
GCCAGGAGAAAACGACUUCUAUUAAUAGUUGCAGAAGAGAAGAGCAUCUUUGUCGGGAGUUUGGUAUCCCGUGUCUCCACGGUUUUUAUCCGAAAAUAUAUAUAAAACAUAAAUAUUAGUUGUCCAUUCCUUUGUGAAUUAAAAAUCAUUUGAUAAUUCCAUCAUACAUUUGAUAAUUCUAUCAGAUAGUAGUUUAUAAAUAAAAGUUUAACGAAUACUGGUUUAUAGUGGCACGAAUAUUGGUGUGCUGGUAUUACUGCUGAUGGAAAACAAGCAGGUCUAGUGUGGUGAAUGUACGAUGUGCCUAGACUGUUACGAAAAUAGAUCUAGGGAAUUAGAGUUGCGGUUUGGAGUAGAAGAAAACUAAGAAAUAAGAGAAGAAGAAGAAGAAGAGUAGAGAGAGGUAAAGUUAAAUAGUUGGACAAAGACAUAAGAAGAAGACUUUGCGAAGACAGAGAAAUAGAAUUUGGUUUAGUCGAAGACACUGAACUUGGGAUGAUUCUCGGAGGUUGCUACAGCAAUAAGCCGUUGCUACUGGAACGAAGUUAAAAUCACGUUGGUGCGAAUCUAAAUAAAGAACUAUAGUUAGGAAUGAGUGAGUGAGUGAGUGAGUGAGUGAGUGAGUGAAAGAAAAGAAAAGAAAAGAAAAGAAAAGAAAAGAGAGAGAAAGAGAGUGGGGGAGUCAUCGGUGUUCCAAGAGAGGGAUUUGUGAGUAAGAAUGGUAGAACGAAACGCGUGCACCACCAGCACCAGCAGUAACAGCAACAGCAGUAGUAACAGUAACAACAGUAACGAUAACAGUAACAACGUUAAUAUUAUUAACAACAGUAACGUGAAUAAGAACAAUACCGUGUCCCUAAAUGCCGUGUCAAACGUUGCCCGUGAAAGUGGAAUUUUCGAGGAAAGUGUUGGAUUGGAUGAAUUGACGAGUUUGCGUCGUGCAAGUGGUGCAAGAUUUUCUAUUUUCAAAUGGUUCAAACGUGCCGGUAGUCGAGCAUCUACGAUUGAAAAAAGAAGAAAGAUACUGGAUAAGAUUUCACGUAGCGAAGAAAAAGAAGAAGGGGAAGAGGAAGAAGAAGAAGAAGAAGAAGAAGAAGAAGGAACAGCUGAAGAAGAAGAAGAAGAAAAUGGAGGACAACAGAGCGUAUCUUCCAGUGCGGAUAGUGUAGACACGUUUUAUAGUACAACAACUGUACGAAGUUUCGCAUUUCAUAGUGGUGGACUAAUAACUGGUAAAGAAUUGUCAUUGGAUAUUUUGAAGCAGGCUGCUGAGGUAGGACCUUUCGCAGCUGGUGCUUCGAAAUUGGUUCCUAACAAAGAGAACACGGUCGCGGAUGUCGCCUGUACGUUACCUUCGAACGUUCAUUCGCGUAGAAGGGAUAUCACUGCGAGAUAUUCCCUUCAACCAACAACGACAAGUUACUCAUCCUGCGAUAAUUUACCAUUACCGGAGAAAAGACCACUUUCCGGUUCCUUGAGAAUAAGACAUCAUCACCAUCAUCAUCAUCAUCAUCAUCAUAAUCACCAAAAUAAAAAGGAAUUGGGUGGUAUAGAAAUAAACGCAGUUAGACGUAAGGUCCACGUUAAAGGUAAAAGAAGAGCACCGAAUCCACCGGAGGAAAAAGAAUUAUCAACAAAGAUCACCGAGGUCGAUGUACUACCACCACCACAAUUACAACCACAACCACCACUACUAACACCAGUGGUUGUCUUAGUAGCUCCAUCAAAAAAUAGCAACAGACGAAAGAGACCAGCGCCGAGACCACCAGAAAAUCACGAUACUUCUUCUUUAUCCCGUUCUUUGUCCUUACAAAGAAAUCAAUAUAACAAGCCAACAAAUAUCACCGAUGGUGGAAUGGACUCGAAAGAAAAUUAUCUUAAUAAACAAGAAGAGGGACAGGUUAUCAGUAACGAUACUUUAAUAUUACAGGGCGGUCUGUUGCAUUCGAAAAAAUAUUUGGAAAAGCAAAAUAUUAAAAAAGACAAUAAAAAGGAUACGACAAUUUCAAUAAAAAAUUUAGGUAUAAUUGGUGUUGAUACUUUAACAACUGGUGGUAAUACUACUACAAAUUUAGAAAAUAUUCAACAGGAUACAACGAACUUUCGUAUAAUCGGUGAAACGGGAACUAUUUGUACGGCCAUGCCGCGACCUUGGUACAAACGUAGCGUCUUUGAACAUUCUCGAGAUUCCACGACGUCUAGAAAGGCCGAUGUACUUCGUAAUUCGAGUACGACAAUCGGGACGACAGAUUCCAAAGAUGAAACUACGUUAAUCGGUGCUCAAUCAUUGUCAUCUAGUUUAACAUCUUCCUCUACUUAUUCCACGGAUUCAUCCCUGUCCAGAUUAAGUUUUUUUCAUCGUGGCGAACGACAAACGGAGGAAAGAAAACGCGACGUCAAAAGGAAAUCAGGAUUAUCAAUCUUAACGAACAUAAGCGAGCUCGACAAGGAAGCGGCAGCCAUUGUACAAGAGGAACAAGCCCGUGCACGUGCAUCGAUGCUUUUAAAAACUUCUAGAUUCACGGAAGCUUUUGAAAGGACAAGUGACGUUAACGAAGAACUCGUACAGGACAUGAUUGCAUCAGCGAUGGAAAAUUCAUCACCAAAACAACGCGGUACGCGUGCAUUGAUAUCAAAAUUCAAUGCCAUCAGUAAUAUAACCAAGGUCACUGUUAAUAGUAAUUUCUUUGCUAGUAGAAGGGAUCAACAGGGUACCAAAUUUGAACAGGACGUUAUCAGAAAAACUAGAAUAGAACAGACGGAAUUUAAAGAAAAUUCAUCGAAAUUCAGCCGUACCUGUCAAGGACAAAACGUUAAGGUAUACGACAAAGAUAUUUCCAAAUAUUUUUUACCCCAGCAACCAAAAAUUAUUACGACAACUACGACGACGACUACUAAAGUUGAGAGCAAAGAUUUGGAAAGUAAAUUAGCAACGUCCGAAAAUAAGUUACCACAGAAAAAGGAUAACAACGAUAGAUUGAUAAAAGAAACAUCCAGUAGGAUAUCAUUCUUACAAAGUCAACUAAUUGCUAAUCGAAUGAACAACGAGCCUUUAACUUCUGCCAAAGAUACGUUCUUACCAUUGAUGGAAGAAAAAAUGAGAUCUAAGAACGAACAAGUUGGGUUCAACGAUAAAAGGGAAAAAGAAAGGAAAAAGGAUAACGUUGUUUCGGGAGGAAUAAGUGGAGAUGGGGGUAAGGUUGGAUACUUAUUAUCACGUCCACGUGAUUCAUCUAGCCCUAAAAGCAUAGAAAAUGUGUUAACCAAAGAGCCUAGAAAAUUGUCCGAGCGUAACUUCGAGACUACGCAAAAAGAAUUUUCAAAUAUUUUCGACGAAAUUGAAAGACAAUUGCGUAUUAGAAAAGAAUCGAAACAUGCCUCUCAACUUACGCCAAUUUCCAAUCUCGAGGUACCCAAGGACAGGGAGAUAUUAUCUAUUGAAGAAGCAGAAGAGGCAGAAGAAGAGGAAAUAGAAAAAGAAAAAGAAAAAAAAGUAGAAGGGCAAGAGGAAGAGGAAGAAGAAGAAGAUGAAGGAAUAUCGAGUAAAGUGACUAAAGUGCUCGACAUCCUAGUGGAAGCCGAGAAAGAUGGGAAAGCAAAGAAGGCGAUUAUGCGAACGACGAAAUCGAUCCCGAUGGAAGAUGAGAUUCAUCGUAGUUUGAUCGAACCAACUUACAAUAAAUUCAAGCCAAAUAAAAAGACACCGGGCAGGUUGUUGAACACCGUGGAAGAUCGUGCUACCACAGAUUUGAAAGAAAUGUUGAAAGAAAUGAAACAUUCAUUACCGAAACGUCCGAAACCAAAGAAACCUAAGUCAACUGAUGAAGUAUUAUCGAUUAACAAUGAUUACUUGCCAAGUACUAGUAAGAUAUCUUAUAUAGCUAAAUCCGUAUUGAAAAAGGAAGCAACCCCAUUAAAUCAAGCACCUCAGUUAGAUUAUGAGAUUGAAAAGCAAAAAGUAUCCUCUUCCUCGCAAACGAGUGGAAAUUUACGUCGAUUGAAUCAACCGUCAACAUCUUCAUCUUCAUCUUCAUCUUCAGUUUCUUCCUCUACAGGAUGGAAACAAGAAGAUGUCGUUUACAGGACAUCCGGUAAAACUGUCUCGGGUUUGGCAUUAGCUAAGAACACUUUUCAAUUGAUUCGUCCUCGUGAUUUCGCUGUGAUAGAAGCUAUCAAGACAACCAAGGGACAACAACAACAACAACAGCAACAACAGUUACACAAGGAAAACACUUACGCGAAUGUAAUCGAACGAUCGCUUUACGCUAACGCCCUUGUUCCACCCACGACGAAGUACCAACGUGAUGAGGAAGAUCCUUCACGUGCUAAAGGGAUCCUUCAUUCUUCUCAGAGUGAUGUAGGAUUAUCAAAUAUAUCUCCUUCGAACGAACGACCAUUUCUACAAUAUGACGAGGAACCUAAAGAAGAAGACACGACGAACAAUAAUAUGAAUACCUUGGCAAUAAAUCGUUUGUUGAGAAAAUUGGAAGCAGCAAUAGCUUCGGGUCAUCAUCAGCAAGCUGCAGGAUUAGCAAAGGAAUUGGCAAGAUUAAAGAUUCAUUGUUCGGUUAUACGACAACGUACAGCUCGUUUAAAAGAUCGAUCGAUAAAGGUUAAUAUGUACAUAGAGGAUAAACUAGCGCAUCAAGGACCUAUACCUCUUCAGUUACCAAUGAGAAUGACGGUCGCCGAAUUGAAGAUUAAAGUCUACACGGAAUUCGAGAUACCAACUAACGUGCAACGUUGGAUUAUUGGAAAGAAUUUAGCUGAUCGUGAUGAGACUACGCUCGAGGAAUUACAGGCGAUCGAUGGUUCACCUAUUUUCUUAUAUCUCGUUGCACCGGAAUUGCAAAAGGAUUCCGUCGUAGUGCAAGCCGGGAAAUCAAACUCCUUGGAAGAACUUUCGAAGGUUGAGAAGGAAAUACAUCAACCGGAAGAAAAAGUAAUAACGACGAAGGAGGAAGUUAAACCGACUACUGUAACUCCUUACGAUAAACAGGUUGAACCGGAGGAAGAACAGACACCUGAGGAAGUCAAAAUGGAACGUUACGAGGAAUUAAUAUCAUUGGAAAAUUGUGAUGUUAUACCAAAUUCCGAAGCUAUCGAGUGUCCAAUAUGUUUCGUAACUUAUGGUCCACGUGAAGGUGUUAUUCUUAGAGAUUGUUUACACAUGUUUUGCAAAUUAUGUAUAGCAAACACAAUAAAAUAUUGCGAAGAUGCUGAAGUAAAAUGCCCAUACAGGGACACCGAAUAUACCUGCGAGUCAACGCUUCAGGAACGUGAAAUAAAAGCGCUCGUCGAAGCUGAAGUUUAUCAGCAACACCUUGCUAAGUCGAUUGCUCAAGCAGAGAACAAUGCUGGUAAUAAUGCGUUUCAUUGCAAAACACCGGAUUGUCCUGGUUGGUGUUAUUACGACGAUGACGUUAACAAUUUUCUCUGUCCCGUUUGCGGUGUCAAUAAUUGUUUAACCUGUCAGGCUGCGCAUACUGGAAAAAAUUGUAAACAAUAUCAACAAGAAUUAAGAUUAUCUAAAGAAACCGAUCAAGAAUCUCGUAGGACAGCAGCGAUGCUUGAAGAAAUGGUCGACAGGGGUGAAGCAUUGGCGUGUCCUACUUGUGCAGUUGUUCUCAUGAAAAAGUGGGGCUGCGAUUGGUUGAAAUGUUCGAUGUGUAAAACAGAAAUAUGUUGGGUAACACGAGGACCACGUUGGGGACCAGGAGGUAAAGGUGACACAUCCGGAGGCUGUAGGUGCGGAGAAAAUGGAGUCAAGUGUCAUCCUCGUUGCAAUUACUGUCACUGAGAACCAUCUAAAGUAUUCUGCUUAUUACCUUAUCAACGCGGAACAAACACAAUGCACCUCCUCUACCUAUUCAAAAACGUCAACUCGACCCACUACUAUUGCUAUUGAUAUUCUAAUGACGUUAGGGAUUCAAAAUAACACCUCAUUGUAUAUGAUUUCAAACAAUACCAGAAAGAAUGAGAACAAUUAAACUCGUCAUUAUCAAUUUAUAAUUAACAAGAUUUGUAAUAAAUGG